Atta colombica is the source of this 1934-nucleotide messenger RNA. RefSeq names its product para-nitrobenzyl esterase-like. The record is from RefSeq and is a predicted model, not a curated record. The transcript is spliced from 8 exons. Bases 1 to 1602 code for a protein of 533 amino acids. NCBI's taxonomy places the organism in Eukaryota, Metazoa, Arthropoda, Insecta, Hymenoptera, Formicidae.
AUGGAUAACAGAAUCGAAAUACACGUGCAGGAAGGAAAGUUAAUUGGCAUCAUAGAAAAAGGUGUUUAUGAUGAUUAUUACAUAGCUUUUCGAGGAAUACCAUAUGCGAAACCACCGAUUGGAGAACUUAGAUUCAAAGAUCCGGUACCAGCAGAACCAUGGUCCGGUAAAAGAGACGCUUCAAAAUAUGGAAACAUCUCCGUUCAAAUAAAUAAUUUUACACAUGAAAUUAACGGCAGUGAAGAUUGUCUUUAUUUAAACGUGUACACCACGAAUAUUAAACCUUCGAAGAAACAUGCAGUAAUGGUGUGGAUACAUGGUGGUGCUUUUUAUCAGGGUUCUGGUGAUGCAAUCAUGUACGGUCCCGAUUAUAUAAUGCAGAAAGAUGUAAUUUUGGUUACCUUGAAUUAUAGACUAGGCGUUCUAGGUUUCCUGAAUCUCUACGAUAAAGUGGCGACAGGUAAUCAAGGUCUGAAGGAUGUGAUCAUGGCGUUACAAUGGGUGCAGAAAAAUAUAUCAGAGUUCGGAGGAAAUCCAGAUAAUGUCACUAUUUUCGGCGAAAGCGCUGGCGGAGCCAUCGUACAUUAUUUAACUCUGUCUCCGUUAGCUAAAGGUCUAUUUCAUAAAGCGAUAUCACAAAGUGGUGUCGCAACAUGUCCUUGGGGUUUAAUUAAACAAUCUCGUUCGAUGAAUAAAGGUCUUCGACUCGUGAAGAUACUCGGAAAAACUACUACAGAUCCAAAAGUCGCUUAUGAAUUUCUCAAAACAAUUGAUGCUAAAAAACUGAUAGAAACUGAACAAAAGUCUCUCUUGACGGAAACUGAGAAUCUACAAUAUAGUUUAAUAUGUUCACCGACUUUGGAUCACGAAUCAUCGAAUCCAGUUUUUCCGGAAGAUCCAAAAACGUUUAAACACCGCGGUGUUAAGGUACCAUUCCUUCUGGGUUUUACCAGUUGCGAAGGAUCUUUUCUUCCAUGCAGUAACUGGAAAGGGCAUAUAAGCAAAGAAAAGCUUAGGAAAAUCGAUUCUGAUUUCAAAAAUGCUAUAUUGCCUGAAACUUUAUCUACGUUACCAAUUACAGUCGAGGAAUUACGAUCUUUAUAUUUUGGUGACAAAGCAAUUUCAGAAGAAACUCUAACAAAUUACGUUGAUUUUCUCAGCGAUGAAUUCUUCUAUCGUGGUAUAAUGGAAGCAGUGGAUAUUCAGACAAAGCUGAAUAAUAAUGACAAGAAAGCGACGUAUCUGUAUAAAUUUUCAUACGAGAGUGACUCUUCUUUUAUAAGAAAAAUAUACAAUAUUCAAUUUCCAGGUGUGUCACAUGCUGAGGAACUGGUCUAUCUGUUUUAUUUUAAUAUGUUAAAAGAUUUCGGCAUGUCAUCACCUGCAAUUGAUUCAGAAGACUAUAAGAUGAUAAAAUGCUUAACACAAAUGUGGACGGAUUUUGCUAAAACAGGAAAUCCAACGCCUGUUACAAAUACGUGGUUACCCGUGAGCGAUUCACAAGAUGGAAAAUACAAUUACCUAAAUAUCGAUACAAUCUUGCAAAUGAAAUUUUUCCGUAAAGGAGAAGAAAGAUGGGAUUGGGAAAAGAAAAAAAAAUAAGUUAUAGCGUUCAAACUUUAUAUUAAGUACUUUAUAUUAAAUAACUCUAUAUUAAAUUGGGUUUCUCUGUAUCUUUUGAGUUUAUAAUAACUAUACUUGUAACUUUUUAAACAUAUUUUUUAUGAUAGACAUAUUAUUCUUAUUCUCUUUGAGGUCAGGAUCGAUUUUGAUUUAUAGGAAUAGAAAAUUACAUAAUAAUUUAGUCUCCAAACUAUGACUUACUGGGAACAGAAAUUUUUUGCAAAUUCAAAUUAAGAAGUGUUAGUUAAGCAUUUAGUACUAUUUGUCGUUGAAUUUCAAAUAAUUUUAGUUAAAUUCUGACUGAGAAUUAU